GGAAGGUCCGUGCGUGACGCGCCGCCGCCUGCUCUCCCGCCGGGUGCCGCCGCAGCAGUUACUUAGCGGUUGGGAGCAGGCGCUCGCUGCGGCUUUCUUUGCCUGGGAGGCUUCGCCGUCGGGGUGCGCGACGCAGCUGCUUCUCGCCUCGCCAUGUCCAAGGAAACGAAGAAGCCCUUCCGCCAGAGCAUGGCCGAGUGGCGGCAAUUUGUCUACAACCCCAACAGCGGCGAGUUCCUGGGGCGCACGGCUAAGAGCUGGGGUUUGAUCUUACUAUUCUAUCUGGUAUUCUAUGGCUUCCUAGCAGCACUCUUCACAUUCACAAUGUGGGUUAUGCUUCAGACACUGAGCAAUGAUAUACCAAAAUAUCGUGACCGGAUUUCUAGUCCAGGACUUAUGAUUUCACCGAAGCCAGACACUGCACUGGAAUUUUACUUUAACAAGAGUGAUGCCCAGUCAUACGCAGAAUAUGUUUCUACACUUAGAAAAUUCCUUGAAUCUUAUGAUGAUUCAAAGCAAUCCCAAAACAUAAACUGUACACCAGGAAGGAUUUUUGAUCAGAAUGAUGCUGCUGUUAAAAAGGCAUGUCGAUUUAACCUCUCUGAGCUUGGACAAUGCUCUGGAAAGGAAGAUAAGACCUUCGGCUAUUCUAAAGGAACUCCCUGUGUGCUUGUGAAAAUUAACAGAAUAAUCGGAUUAAAGCCUGAAGGAGAACCACGCAUACACUGUACAUCUAAGACUGCCUGGGGAGCAGUGAAAGCCUUGGAAGAAGGUGCAGUUGAAAUAAAUUAUUUUCCUCCUCAUGGCUUGAUUGACUUAAUGUACUUUCCAUACUAUGGGAAAAGCUUGCAUGCUCACUAUUUACAGCCUCUAGUGGCUGUUCAACUAGCAAUUAACUCCAACAGUACCAAAGAAGAAGUAGCAAUUGAGUGUAAGAUCCUGGGCUCACCUAAUUUAAAAAAUGAAGAUGAACGUGACAAGUUUCUGGGACGAAUUGCCUUCAAAGUUCAGAUGACUGAAUAGCUGGAGUAGAAAAUUCUCCACUAAGUAAACAUUGUGUUGUCUGUUUUGUACCAGCUGGACAUGCCAUUUUAGGAUAUGAGACCACCUUGGAGAAUGUUAAGGUGGCUUAUGGUGUUCAGGGUAGCAUAAUAAUAUGCUUCCAAAUGGUAUGUUUAAAAUCCCUCAAAAUAAAUGCCUCUCCUGCUUCUGCCUGCCCCAUUGGAACAGUGUACAGACUAUAGUUAUGUCAUAGAGACCUGUAAAUAGCUGUUUUCAAACACAUAAUACUGGUGACCUUUGUCCUGUUCUAAAAUGUGGUUUUAUCCCCCAAGUGAGUGUCUCAAGCUUAACGUGCUGUGCUAUGUAAAUAUUGUAUUGAUUUAACACUGGUUUAACUGUCAUAUCUCAAUGCUGACACAGUUAUAGGGAUAAAUAAUAAAUGGUACCUGAUUGA
This is a messenger RNA of Colius striatus (speckled mousebird), 1456 nucleotides long. RefSeq names its product ATPase Na+/K+ transporting subunit beta 3 (gene ATP1B3). NCBI's taxonomy places the organism in Eukaryota, Metazoa, Chordata, Aves, Coliiformes, Coliidae. The record is from RefSeq and is a predicted model, not a curated record. The transcript has 8 exons. The coding region runs from base 154 to 1023 and encodes 289 amino acids. Gene Ontology annotation, cellular component: sodium:potassium-exchanging ATPase complex. Gene Ontology annotation, biological process: intracellular potassium ion homeostasis; potassium ion import across plasma membrane; intracellular sodium ion homeostasis. Gene Ontology annotation, molecular function: ATPase activator activity.